Messenger RNA from Salvelinus fontinalis (brook trout), 814 nucleotides. RefSeq names its product bone marrow stromal antigen 2-like. The transcript has 4 exons. The record is from RefSeq and is a predicted model, not a curated record. NCBI's taxonomy places the organism in Eukaryota, Metazoa, Chordata, Actinopteri, Salmoniformes, Salmonidae. Bases 313 to 792 code for a protein of 159 amino acids.
UAUAAUUAAAAAGACUGGGUGUGGUUUUUACAUACUCUACACUCUCUUAUAAAUACAGACUGAAAAUACAGUUUAUGUACAGUCCUUCAACCUCCAGUACCAGUGUGAUUUCAGUGCCAACUCUUGUUUGAGAAAAUGAGUGAUCCAGGUAAGUGUUGAAGUUGUUCACUUCAUUUACUGUAUUAUGUGCACUGAGGUUUUAAAUUACUAUGUAGUUAUGUAGUUUCACAACUCAACCCUGAAGUUGAGAAUAUAUUGCACUGACAUUGCAUUUACGAUUUCAAGGAGUGAGUAGACUAGUAUGGCCUAUACAUGCUUUCUCGAUGCUUACUGGGAAAUAAUGACAAUGCAUUCCUCUAUUAUUUGAAUAACUUCAAAAUAUUCUUUACUUUUUAUCCACAGCAAAGAAACCGGAGGAUUCCACACCUGGGACUGAUGACGGGAAGAAGGGAAAAGGUGGAAAAGGGGGACACGGCCACGGGAAAGCCGGCGAGCAUGGAGGAGAUCAUGGAGGCGACCAUAAAGGAAAAGGAGGCGAGCAUAAAGGAAAAGGAGGCGAGCAUAAAGGAAAAGGAGGCGAGCACGGAGAUCAUGGAGGCGAGCAUAAAGGAAAAGGAGGCGAGCAUAAAGGAAAAGGAGGCGAGCAUGGAGAUCAUGGAGGUGACCAAAAAGGAAAAGGAGGUCGUGGAGGACAUUAAAGAUUUAAUCAUGUACCAUUUGCAUCUGUUUAAUCACUGUAAUUAUUACGGAAAAAACAUGUUGAGCGAUUUAUUAAAGUUUACAAAUCUCUAAUAAAACCUACUUAUAAAACAGA